AUGGCAUAUGACCCUCGUCGAGUAAACACGGGGAGCACCACUCCUCAAACUCCUCCCCCUCCCCCUCCUCCACCUCCAGAGUCCGCCUCCGACAUGGCCGCAACGGACACGGGCGCCAAAGACCCCCUGGACUCAUGGAAGCUGAAGUUCUGCACCGUGUGCGCAUCGAACAACAACCGCUCCAUGGAAGCCCACCUCCGUCUCUCAGCAGCCGCAGCCGCCUUCCCAGUCAUCUCCUUUGGGACAGGCUCCCUGGUGCGCCUGCCAGGUCCUACCAUCACCCAGCCCAACGUGUACAGCUUCAACACGAUCUCCUACAACCAGAUGUGGGAAGAGCUGCACGGCAAAGACGAGCGUCUGUACCGCAGCAACGGCAUCCUGAACAUGCUCGAUCGCAACCGCAAUCUGAAAUGGGGCCCCGAGCGCUUUCAGGACUGGGUGCCCGGCAUGCCGCGCGUGGACCACGUAUCCAAGGGCGACAAGGGUGCGUUGGGCACGGAAGCAGGCGUCGUCGAUGUGAUCAUCACUUGCGAAGAACGCUGCUGGGAUGCCGUCGUCGACGACCUCAUGAACAAGGGCAAUACCCUCAACCGGCCGGUGCACGUCUUCAACGUCGAUAUCAAGGAUAACCAUGAGGAGGCCCUGGUAGGCGGCAACGCUAUCCUCGACCUGGCCAAUAGUCUCAACGAGGCUGCCGUUGAGCAGCGUACUCUCCAUGGUCCCGGUGGCUGGGAGAAUGGUACUGGUGCCGCGCGUCAGAGCUUCGAUGAACGUGUUCCUGAGAUUCUGGCGGAUUGGCAGGCGAAGAAUCCUAAUCUGCCGGCUCUGUGGACGCUUGCUUGGUUGUAG
This is a messenger RNA of Penicillium cinerascens, 849 nucleotides long. RefSeq names its product RNA polymerase II subunit A C-terminal domain phosphatase (gene ssuA). Gene Ontology annotation, biological process: termination of RNA polymerase II transcription. The transcript has a single exon. Lineage: Eukaryota; Fungi; Ascomycota; Eurotiomycetes; Eurotiales; Aspergillaceae. The coding region runs from base 1 to 849 and encodes 282 amino acids. The record is from RefSeq and is a predicted model, not a curated record. Gene Ontology annotation, molecular function: RNA polymerase II CTD heptapeptide repeat phosphatase activity. Gene Ontology annotation, cellular component: mRNA cleavage and polyadenylation specificity factor complex; nucleus.